Messenger RNA from Suillus subaureus, 1991 nucleotides. Its product is annotated as protein kinase A regulatory subunit. Bases 212 to 1741 code for a protein of 509 amino acids. Gene Ontology annotation, cellular component: cAMP-dependent protein kinase complex; nucleus. The transcript is spliced from 2 exons. Gene Ontology annotation, biological process: regulation of protein phosphorylation. Lineage: Eukaryota; Fungi; Basidiomycota; Agaricomycetes; Boletales; Suillaceae. Gene Ontology annotation, molecular function: cAMP-dependent protein kinase regulator activity. The record is from RefSeq and is a predicted model, not a curated record.
CACAACAAACUGUACAAGCUUAUUGGUUUGUCGGACUCACAAGAAAGGUAAUGACACGUGGUCACGCGUCUUUUGUUUUCUUCGGUGCCUUACCAAAAGUUUACCAAGUGGCUCACGACUAUAAAACCAACUCACACAUCCACCAUAACAAAUAUCUAACAAUCCCCAUUGAUCACUGUCCUGCACAGCGAGGACCAUACAAUAUAGAGUAAUGUCUACAUUCGACAAUCUCAUUCAGGACUUGACUCGCGACAUAUGUCGAGUGCAACCUAAAGACGCCCUCCAGUUCUGCGCUACUUGGUUUCAGUCUCGGCUGGAAGAACAGCGGACGCGAACGCGAGACGCCCUGCAACAACGUGGUCUCUCCACGGUUCAUGAGCUACCAUCCGAAUUUUAUUUGGACUCCCCCGUUAAUAUUGGUCCUCGUAACUCCACACCCACUCCCAUUUCUCCGUUUUCUCAGGUUCCUCAGCGUCGUGCACCCUCACUCCAUGCGGGUUUCUCGCACAGCCCAUUUGGGACUCUUAAUGUGCCGGGAAAUGCGCUUUUGUCCUUAGACACAAACGGGGCUUCCAAUGGCAUGCUUGCUCCGACGUUCACCCUGGAUGGACGUGAACUGCCCCCAACCUCACCGCUAACCACUGAUUCCAAUGCAUUCGCACGGUAUGAUGUGUCCUCAACGCCGACCAUGUCUAAUUCGCUCUCCCUGGGCCUUGGAGAUUAUCUCCAUGCACCAUCGGCUACCAUACUGGCACGCCGUGUGUCAGUCAGUGCUGAGCCUAUCGCGGUAGACAGUGGUCACAACGAUCCACUCCCUGUAUACCCAAAGACAGCCGACCAACUUCGCCGCAUAAAAGCGUCCAUUGCAGGUAAUUUGGUUUUCCGCGAUCUCGAUGAGGAGCAGGAGACUGGCGUGCUCAAUGCAAUGCAAGAGCGCGAUGUCGCCGCAGAUGAUGUGAUUAUUCUGCAGGGAGAUGUAGGAGAAUACUUCUACGUCGUCGAAUCAGGACUUUUCUACUGCUACGUCCAUCCUGGACCGCUACCGCCGACUUGGUUAGCGGAUGCGGCAAACCAUUCCUCGCAGCCCGAAAAAUUCCUCCAGCCGGGAUAUCAUCCCGUCUUUGGUAGGAAAGCUUCAGAGCGCAUACCUGGAACUUCCUUCGGCGAGCUUGCCUUAAUGCAUGGUCAUCCGCGUGCUGCAACUGUGCAGGCAAUUGAGCCCUCUACUGUCUGGGCUCUUGACCGUAUCACAUUCCGCACGAUCAUCCUCAAAGCGGCUCACAGGCGCAGGACGAUGUAUGAGCAUUUCCUCUCAAGUGUUCCCCUUUUGUCCUCCCUUGAGCCAGAAGAGCGUAGUAAAAUAGCAGACGCCUUGGUCACCACAGUAUACCCCGAUGGAGAAGCGGUUCUUCGGCAGGGAGAGAUGGGAGAUACUUUCUUCUUCGUAGAGGAAGGCGAGGCUAUUGUUACUAAGACACAACAAGGAGAGGAGGGUGAGUACCGCGAGAUUACAGUGGGCCGGCUGAAAAAGGGUGACUAUUUCGGCGAGCUAUCUUUGCUCAGACUCGAGCCUAGAGCAGCGACAGUAAGUGCGGUGCAUCGGACGGAUGCGUCGCAGUCGAAGUUGAAGGUCGCGGCAUUGGACACGCCUGCAUUCACACGACUGCUUGGGCCUCUUCGGGAGAUAAUGGAGAGAAAAGCUGGAGAGAGUUAUGGUCUUUCAUCCAGAUACAUCCAUUGAUGAGAGGGGGUUUUGGUGUAUUAUUCUUUCUUGACCUUAUAUACCCCGUGUCUUAUAGUGAAAUUAUUGUAUCUUCAACCGUUAUCGUCGUCAGGCACCCUUAUAUCAGACAUUUAACUCUGUCCGGGUUGUCUUAUACAUACGUAUUCGUGCCAUAGAGUCUUCCAGUCUCGUUGACCAUCCAAGUUGACGCUUACACCAUUGUUUUUGUUGAGUUGUGAUGCCAACAGUGGUCAAUUGCAAAAAGUGU